Oreochromis niloticus (Nile tilapia) is the source of this 1784-nucleotide messenger RNA. RefSeq names its product syntaxin-2. Gene Ontology annotation, biological process: intracellular protein transport; exocytosis; synaptic vesicle fusion to presynaptic active zone membrane. The record is from RefSeq and is a predicted model, not a curated record. Gene Ontology annotation, cellular component: plasma membrane; endomembrane system; presynaptic active zone membrane. The coding region runs from base 165 to 935 and encodes 256 amino acids. NCBI's taxonomy places the organism in Eukaryota, Metazoa, Chordata, Actinopteri, Cichliformes, Cichlidae. Gene Ontology annotation, molecular function: SNAP receptor activity; SNARE binding. The transcript is spliced from 9 exons.
AUUACACAGGUGAGCUCAUCGAACUGUGCUAACAAGAGGAAGGGCACAGUGAAGGUGAGGCCGAGCCUUAUCGCGAAUACCGAAAGUAACAGUAUUACGAGGGAUUCUUCUUUUUGUCGUUGUAUUCGCCGUAAUGCCGACCGCAUUUUAGCCGUUUGGACGAAAUGACGGCCACGAAAGACAUGGAGGAUUUUUUCAAAACGGUGGGGGAGGUGAGAGGCCUCAUUGAAAAAAUCUCCUGUCAAGCAGAGGAUGUGGAGAGAAGACAAGCUGCCAUCCUCGCGUUUCCGAGUCAAGACAAGAGAAACAAAGAUGAGCUGGAGUUGCUGAGCAAUGAGACCAAGAAGAAUGCUAAGUUAAUCAAAGCAAGGCUAAAAUCAAUGCAGAAGCCUGGAGAUGAGACCGGAGCUACAGUAGCCCAACGUAUUAGGAAUAACCAGCACUCGUACUUGACUCGGUGGUUUGCUGAAGUCAUGAAGGGUUACCAUGAGGCACAAAUUUCCUUCAGAGAAAAAUGCAAGGCAAAAAUUCAGAGACAGCUGGAGAUUGUGAAUAAAAGCACUACAGAUAAAGAGAUGGAGGAGAUGUUGGAACGUAACAAUCUUGCCAUCUUCAUAUCUGAUAUCACCUCUGACAGUCAGAUUUCCAGCCAGGCUCUGACUGAGAUUGAACUUCGCCAUCAGGAAAUCCUCUGCCUCGAGUCCAGCAUUAAAGAGCUGCACGAGAUAUUUGUUGACACUGCCAUGCUGCUGGAACUCCAGGGCGAGUUAAUCAACAACAUAGAAAGAAAUGUCACAACUGCUGCAGAGUAUGUAGACAGAUCAAAAGAAGAAACAAGCAGAGCAGUUGACUACAAGAAGAAUCCUUAUAAAAUAACAUUUCGGCCGAACUUCUUGAAGUCCCUCAAGAAAAAUAGUGCCCCUGAUCCUGUGUGAACAGUGACUACACCAAAUGUCCCGAUGUGCAUCGAAGUCAGUUUUAUCUGAUUUAUGUUGCCUGUGUGCCCCUCAGGCUCCUUUCUAAAGGAUUUUGAUGACGCUGUUGUUUUAAUGAAAAGAAUUCAUUUGAUAAUAGUAAAACGAUUCUGUGGACAAGGCAGCAGCUUCGUAACACCACCUUCAGUCAGUGUAUUUAGAUUCCCAGUCCUCAGAGUUUAGGUUUUAGAAAUGCCAAAACAGCCCCUUUUAUGUUUUCCUUCAGUCUCUUAUUUAGCCAGUAGGUGUCAUGACAACACUACAGUGUUCCUUCUCUAUUUGCUGCCCUUUAAAACUAUGGUGCUGCAUAUUGUGUUGUUUUGUUUUUUUAAUGUUUGUUUUUUAAUGGUUUAAUAUAACACUGUGUUAAACUGAGAAAAAAUGUCUGUAAACUGACCACGCCGAUCUCAAAAUAAACCUGCGAGGAAUGGUGCGGUACUUAAUUCAUGGGUCUUUUAUUAUGAUAGCACAAAUUAAAGAGGGGAAGGGAUUGCUUUGAUGAUUGAAGGCAGAACACAGGCAAAAUCAUAUUUAUAAUGUAAGUGGAGGUCAACUUUAAGUUGAUUUGGUUCAGCUAAAAAGCUAUAUGUUGUUUUUAGUGCUCACAGUGGCGAGCCAUAUGGGCAAUAGUAGCAGAAACAUUCAUUCAGAAACAUUUGGAUGACUGAUUAGAAGGUUAGGAUUUCAAGCUUUCCUGUACCGCAAUGUUAAGCACUCGGCCCUCUCCUCUUUAGCAGCAGCCCGUGCUCUGACCUCAGCUUGCUAACAAGAUGAGAAUGUGCGACAAUCAAAAAGAAUGUUACUGUGGUG